AUGGCGGCGCCCAUGGUGCCCAUGGAGCCCUUGGACCUGUUGUCAGAAGGGCCCGAUGCAGGGGCGGACCCACGGGUCGGUGUGGAUCCGUCGGGUGAGGGGUGCGUCCCGACGGCGACGGCGGCGGAGAUGGAGCCCGCGUUGUCAUUGGCCUCGGGAAUCAGCGCAAUGCCGAUGGCGGCGCCGCCUGGAGACCCGCGGGAGGAUUCGGCUGUGGGGGACAGUGGCAGCGGCAGCGGUGGAGGGGGCAGUUUCGACGUCGAUGUGGCCGUUUAUGAUGACGAUUCGGCGGCGGCGGCGGCGGCGCGGACGCGGCGGCGCGACGUCGCGCCGCGGCAAAGCUUCGAGGUGUCCGAGGUUGUCCUGCCGGCGGAGGGUAGCGGCAGCGAUGGCGGCGGCGGCGGCGGCGGCGUCAUCCGCCACUUCGGGAGCUUCACCGACACGGCGACCAGUGCGGCCUCCGCCGACCUCGAUAGGUUCAGCUCUGCUGAACAUGAGGAGAUAUUGCCCGGGCAUGAUGCCGCCGCGUUUGCCGACCGACUGCGGCGCAAGCAGCGGGAGCGGGAGCGGGACGAGGGCGGUGACGGCGAUACUGACGAUGAUAAUGAAGCGGAGGACGGGUUGUUGGAUGGACGUGGCGGUGUACGGCGAUCCAAUCAUCUUUAUCCGUGCCCGGGUGUCCGUACAUUCCAGCGCCACCAGUACCCCCACCAACAACGGCACAGUGGGGUGCAGUUUGAGCGCGAGGAGGAGUUCAAUUUCGGGCCGGUGGUGUUGGCCCGGAAAGAGGGUGCGGGCGGAGAGCGGGUAGAAGCGCGCGGUGCCGGCGGCGGCGGCGGCGGCAGCGGCGGCCGUGGAGUAAUCGGGCCGCCGUCGCCGCCGUACCUGAAUGCGCUGCAACACCCGUUUAUGGUGCCGUUCAGCCCGCCGGUGGCGGCGGCGUCGGUGCCGACAGCAGGUGGCCGCCAUGGGGGGUCGCCGCCGCCGCCGCCGCCGCCGCCGAUGCCGACGGAGCCGGGACCAUCUCUCUUACAGCAGCAGCAACAGCCGCCGCCGCCGCCGCGAUAUCCAGUACACCCUUGUAUUGCCUCCACGACUACUGCCGAUGAAGGCAGCAAACCACACAGCGGCGCGGUGCUCAACACUCCCGCCGAUAGCGCCGCCGCCGCCGCCGCCGCCGCCGCCGCAUCGCCAUGGCGCCAAGGGAGGGAGCUGGAACAGGGUGCGUUGUACGGCGCAGCGGGAGAUGGCGUCCUCGCAAACUCCGAGGUCUCCCGGCGGCGGACCUCGUCACCGUACCGUGACCGCGCCCCCAUUAAUGGCGGCGCUGCUGGCGGCGGCAACGUCGCAGUCGUCGUCGGCGGUGGUAGCGGCAACCAUUCCGCCAAGGGCGCCACUUCAAGAGGGGUCAUGCAACUGCUACAGCCUCCGACAACCCCACCCAUCGCCGCCACUGGCGGUAUUGGCGACGCUGCGGAUGCUACAGGCGUCCUAGGCGACGGCGGUGGAAGCAGCGGCGGCGUCGCGGCGCCAAGCAGGAGAGCACGGCAGCAGCCGCCGCCGCCGCUACAGCAGGAGCAGCAGCGGGAAGCGGGUUCGCCAAUCGGAGGUCCGCCGUACCGCGCAGGGGAGGCGGCGGCUGCACAGGGCGGCGGCGGCGGCGGCCGCAUGCCGCGAACAAGCCUCAGCGGCGGCGGCGGCUGUAUGGCGACCAGACGUGCCGGCGGCAUCCUGCGUACCGGUUCCGUCGCCUCCACCGUCUCCCACGGCGUCGCCGCCGAUCAGCGUCCCACCGCGUCAGCGUCUCUCUCCAGGCUCUCCCGUCCCUCACCCGCGGCGCCUCAUCAAGCACCUCCUGGCGGCGCCGCUGCUCGUAAAAGUGUCUCGUUCUUUGACGACGAGCAGUACAAACCUCCGGAACAGUUACGGCGCCGUCGCGGUAGCUCGCGGCGCACCUACGACGACAGCGGCGACGACGACACGGACGAGCCACCGCCGUACGUGCCGUACGGCGUUGGUCCGUACGGUCAUAGAGUCCCGAUCUUGUUACCGUACGACGCCAUGUCGGAGGACACGUCCGACGUCACCGACCUCACGGACGGCGCCUCCACCGCCGGAGCGCGCUACAGCCGCUUACGUUCGUACCUGUCCGGGAUGGACGAGCAGAACGGCAGCUACAGAUCGGAGGCUACGAUUGGCUGGGCGGCGGCGACGCCGCCUCCGCCGCCGUCGCAUCGGUUUAACGACGAUGGCGACUACAGAUCGCCGUCAGUUGGCGCGACUGGACGAACUAGGGUAGGGCGUGCCGCCGCCGCCGCCGCCGCCGUAGCCGUGGACCGGUUCCCGGGGGCGGCGGCACCCGCUUUGUCCGUCACAGCCAGCCAUCCCAUCCUGGGCAGCAUCGCUGCCCAAAAAUGUGACGAGCAUGUCGUACUUUCUCCCAGCGGUCCCGUGGAAAGCAGCGGUACCACUGUUACCCCGGGGGCCGUCCCGACUGGCGGCGGCGGCGGCGGUGACGACGGCGGCGGCCGUGCCGCCGCGGACGGCAUCGGAUCCACGCCGCCGCUGCCGCCGUCACGCCGCUCCGCUCAGUGCGAGUUGGGCCGUGCGAGUUUUGAUGAAAGGCACCGUGCAGGCUCGUACGGCAUGUACGACAAUCUACCAUCUCAUGGUGACUCCGCUGGCUCCGCGUUCACGGGCCCGAAGCGCGGGUCGCCUGCCGCCACGGCAGCUGCCGGCUUUGGCGUGUUUGGGCCGUGGCCGGAUGAGACCGGGGUGCCGGCGGCGGCCACCGCCACCACCUCCUCCAACGUGCCGUACCGUCAGCCUCUCGCCGUCACCAGCGGGAUCCCGUCUUUACGUCGUACGAUCCACGACCCGACGGAGGCGGCGGAGACGGCGGAGGCGGCGGAGGUGGGCUACAUGGGCGGCCUUCGAAGGCUGAUUGUGGGCGGUGGCGGCGCCGGCGGUCGCAGAGGUGGGCUGCUUUCUUCAGGCCGUACAGCGGAAUCCGCAACGGCGGCGGCUGGCGAAGCGAACCCGGCGGCCAUGGACGGCACGGCGGGAACCAUGGCGGCGGUGCCGGCGGCAGCGGUGGCGGCGCCUGAACCCGUCGUAGGCUUCCCAGUGUUGGGAGGUGGUGGCGACAUCGUCGUGGGCAUUCCAGUUGAUGCGGUGGAGGCAGCGGCAGCUGUGGCGGCGGCGGCGGCGCCCUCCAUUGAGCAACCGCCGCCGCCGCCGUCGCCGAUGCCAUCGCCGGUCAAUAGCCGCACUGCAGUGAUGACGCUGCCGCCGACGGCCAGCGGCGCCGCUGCGGAUACGCCGUCGCCACAACCCGCGGCUCGACCGCAGCCUCCAGUUGAGCCUUCGACGGCAGCGGCGUCUGUUACUGGCGCCGGUGCCGUCCAUCUGAACAAAGAAGUGCCGAUAGCGGCAGCGCCGCUGCAGCUGCCGCCGCCUCCGCCGCUUCCGCCGCCCCGUCAGCAGCCGGUGCUACGGCUUCCUGGGCGACAGCAACCGCCAGGUGUGAUCUCAGGCGAAGCAGUGCCUUCCGUACUGGCGCCAGGUGUCGUACACGGCGGCGGCGGCGACACUGGCACAGAAGCUCCGCCAUGGGUAGCCGCGGGCCGCGGGACCAGCGGACGUCGAGUAGACAACGUCGUGGCGUCGUCGUCAACAACCGCUGGGAUAUCACGGCAGACCGCCAGGAUGUCCGCCGCCGCCGCCGAGCAGCCGCCAGCGGCCUCGAGUCAUCGUACGAGACCUGCAGCGCACGGCAGAGGCGCCGACUGUGCCGACGCUUUGCGCAAUUGCAUCACAGCGGCGCCGCCGCCACCGCCACCGCCAGGGUCUGACGCUAGACCUGCAGCGGAGGACGUGGCGGAGGACGUCUUUAGCGGCGCUGCCGCCGCCACCGCGGCGGCACCGCUUCUCGACCCUGACGUGGACGUGGCGCUUCCGGCACCCAUGCACUUGCUGAUGUUCGACCUUGAUUCGUACAGUACGGGUAGUCGUGGAGGUGCACAGCGGCACCAAGAGGGAGAGGAGGCGGCGGCGGCGGCUGGGAGCGGCAGCGGCGCCGCCACCGCUGCGGUGCCCGCCGCGACGCCGGCUUUGGAUCUUGACCUGACUUCUAGCUUGGUGCUUCGGAGCCGUGGGUCAGGAGGCGGUGUCGGAUGCGGAGGCGGCAGUAUCGCCGGUGACGGUGACGGUGCAGCCACGGUGUCAAUCCCCAACCACCAGUACGACAACGAGUACUCUCGAGAUGAGGAUUCGGAGCCCCCCACGCCGCGGUACCGUACCAUGUUGCCCGCCCCCAACUCCCCGUUCAUUGACCAGCCCAACUCCUCCUUGGCUGAUGUAGGGGACGGCCACAUCGCCAGCCCGGAGUGGGCGGGAGUGGGGCGCAGCAGCUUGUCGAUGGGCGUGCAGACCAGCAUGUCACCCGACCAGCCCCUGGGCUCCCUGGAGCCCACAACCUCAACUUCCGGCACGGCCACAACUGCAGUACGAACGGGGCUGAGGCACGUCCUGGAGCUGGAAUUCCAGAAAGACACGGCCGUGAUGGUGGGUCGUUUCGGGGCGGCGGCGGACGUGGAGCUAUGCGCCAGCGCUGCCAUUGACGCCAUGGCUACCAGCGCCGCCGCUAGCGGCGGCCGUGGCGGCAGCGGUAUUGGUACGGCGACAGCGACAGCGCCGCAGCGUUGUAGGGCCGGGGUUGAAGAUCAAAAGGGGACGGAGGGAAGGCGAUGUGGAGAGGGCGAACCAGGAGGAAAAGGGCUGGCGGAGUGCCCAGUGGCAGCGCCACCGGCGGUACCCAGGACGCCCGCGCCGGCGGCGGCGGUGCAGGCUGGCCUCAUGUCACCUACCUCGCCGAUACCCGACAGCCGUACAACGGCUUUGGCGCCGUUUCAGAUCCUGGCCGGUGCCGUACCGCAGCCCGUACAUGCAACCCAGUUGCCGCUCCCGGAGCCGCAGGGCAUUGGUGUUGUCGGCGGCGGCGCCAGCGCUGCCGUACUCCAGUCGUUGCAAUUAACGCCGUGGCGGGGCUCGGCCAGGUCACCGCGCCGCAGCCAGAGCUGGACAGAGCUGCCGUCUCCCUCAGCGUUAGGUGCCGCGCGCAUGUCGUACACCAUGCCGUACACCGGCAGUACACAGACAUGCGGCAGUGUCCAUGACGAUUUUGUCGGCAUGGGUCGGCAGCAAUCCGCCGCUGUGAGAGUAGGAGCGAUGGCCGGAGCGAUGGAGGAGGUUUCGGAGCAAUUCUUCCGGAGCGGCUCGGGGGCGCUGUGUUUGUCGUUUUCACCUGGCUGGGAUGCUAAAGCCGCAAGCUCGAUGGGCGGUACGGCGGCGGCGGCCGCCGCAGCCAGCCACAUGGCUCAUGAGCUGCUGCAGCUGCCACAGCCGCCACAGCCGCCGCAGCCAUCAGCGGGUCCAGGUUCGAGUCCCGCUGCGGCUCCUCCUACUGCCGAAAGGCACGGGAGGGAGGAAGAAACUGCUCAGGAAGCGGAGGGUGCGUUGCGCGGCUGGUGGAGCUCGCUCCGGAACCGUAUCCUGGGACGUUGGCGCGCGCCGUACAAUGCGCCUGCGGAGGCGGCGACUGCGGAAGCUGGGACCGCUGCGGCAUCGACACUGGCGGAGGCGCCUGCGGGCGCUGUUGAGGCGGAGGAAGACGCGGCGGCGGCGGCGGCGGCGGCGGCGGAGAGUCUUGGAGAGCCGAUGCAAACUCAGCAGCAUCCUGAGCCGCACUCGGUGCCGGCAGUACGGACGAAGCUGAAGCUACGGACGCCCGCACGGCCGCCGAGGCCCGGACCUAAACAGGUUUCGGAGCGACGGGCAACUCCGAAACCACUCCAGCCGUACACGCCACCGGCUGGCGCUCGCUCGCUGGCGUCAGCGUGCCGCAGCAAAGCAGCAGCUGCAGCAGCAGUUGCAACCACCGCCCGGAGCGGGGUGCGUUGUGCACUGCCGGCGUUGCAGGUGCUGCUCGUACUAGGCCUCGUUCUGUCGUACAAUGCCUACCUAAACCCUAGCGCCAGGGCUGGCGGCGGUAUCGCCGGGCUCAGCGGCCACGGCGGUGGCGGCGGCGGUGGCUUGGCGUUACCACUGUCGGAGUUCAGGCCGGACGCGGCGGGGCUGUCACGGUACGGCACGCUGAUCAGGAUCCUCCGAGACCACGCCAUAAACUGCACGGCAUGGCACUGCGGCGACGUUGGGUUGGCAGUAGCGUCGCCUUGGGCGGCGACGGCACCUCCAGCACCGGCGGCGGCGGCGGCGACGUCACCGGCUUCCAAACUGCUGGUGGCGGCGCACCGGGCACGCCACGCCGCCGUCGAGAUGUACGAACUUCUGGUCCAUGGAUUUGCUCCCCUUCUCUUCCCGCUUCAGUCGCGUCCACCGGCGGCGGCUUCCUCCUCCCCACCGCUGUUGCCCCAAUUUCAAUCGGAAAGCGUGCUGCAGCGUAAGCUGCUACAGCCCACAGCCCGACAGAAAGAGCUGGCAGAGCUCGAGGAGCUUCGCCUGGGGGCCGUGGACUCGUACGGCAGGUUGCUACGGCUGGCGGACGAGCUGCAGCAGCGGGCGCAGCGGCUGGCGGCGGCGCUGCUCCGAGGCGCCUCCCUGGCGGGCGGUCUAGCGAGCCACUUGCGGGAUACGGAGGCGGACUGUCGAGCGGACUUCUUGACCUCGGCCACGGACGAGCAACGCUCGGCCGAAAUGGCGGCGGAGGCGCUUGCGGCGGCGGACGAUAUGGCGACGGCCGCCGACGGUAUUCUGCAGUACGAACACGUGAUGUCGACGUUGGCAGAACUGGGAUCGUAUGGUUCGGCUUCCGGAAAUGAGGAGGGACGGGAGGAGCUGGGCCUUAUGCGCGCCCGCAACGGGGGGGAUGAUGGCUCGCUCAACGGCGCGCCGGGGGUGGAAUCCGUUGUACGGCAGUCCGUACACGAGUUAGAGAGCCAGCUGGACGAGCACCUGAUGGACCUGGAGGACCUGUACGAUCAUGCUCUGCAAGUGCAAGAGGAGCUGGCUCGGGGGGCUGCCACCGCGGCGGCCUGGGCGCGUGCGAUGCACGCGACGGCGGCAUCUGCGGAGGAGCUGGAAACGGCGGUGCACUCGGGACGUACGCUGCCGUACAGCGGAUCUGGAGUCGCAGCCGCGCUGUCGUACAUGUCGGGUGAGUCCAGACCCCAACCACCAACCGACGGCGGCGGCGGCGGCGUCCGAGCUGGCAGCAAUACCAUGCCGUACAAGCAGUACGAGUACGUCGACGAUGGCCUGGACGAUCGUGGAGCCGCGCGGCGGGCCGCCGAAGCUCAGGCGACGGCGGAGACGUGGAGCUGGCGGCUGCGGUCUGGCUGGAUUUGGGCCGCGGAGGUUGAGGAGUUGGAAGCCAUGUGCCAGCUCCCUGGGGUCGGUGCACAGGGGGAUACGGCGCAGCCAAUCCGUUGGUUUCGGAGCGACAGAUCGGAAUUGCGCAGGGAUUCGGAGCCGGCGCCAGGGGCCGGCGGCGGCGGCGGCGGCGGCGGCGGCGGCGGGGUGGACGGCCCAGCGCUUCGCGCGGCUGUCUGGGUGCAAGCUUGGGGAGAUGUGGCGGCUGCCUUGGAGGCGUGUUCGCGCUGCGGGGCCGUGUCGGUGUGA
Volvox carteri f. nagariensis is the source of this 7638-nucleotide messenger RNA. RefSeq lists its product as uncharacterized. Lineage: Eukaryota; Viridiplantae; Chlorophyta; Chlorophyceae; Chlamydomonadales; Volvocaceae. Bases 1 to 7638 code for a protein of 2545 amino acids. The transcript is spliced from 5 exons. The record is from RefSeq and is a predicted model, not a curated record.